Messenger RNA from Brassica napus (rape), 2388 nucleotides. Its product is annotated as threonine--tRNA ligase, mitochondrial 1-like. Gene Ontology annotation, biological process: threonyl-tRNA aminoacylation. Gene Ontology annotation, cellular component: mitochondrion; chloroplast; cytoplasm. The record is from RefSeq and is a predicted model, not a curated record. Gene Ontology annotation, molecular function: threonine-tRNA ligase activity; ATP binding. Bases 43 to 2199 code for a protein of 718 amino acids. NCBI's taxonomy places the organism in Eukaryota, Viridiplantae, Streptophyta, Magnoliopsida, Brassicales, Brassicaceae. The transcript is spliced from 20 exons.
GCCCUAGGGCCUCCUCACUCAGAUAACAAAAACCUUUAUUUGAUGCUCCUCCGUCUCUCGGCUCGCUCUAUCCUUCGUUUCACUGCUUCUCACUCUCACUCUUAUCCCCCUUCGCCGCCACCCUCUCGCUCAGCCUCCCUCUCCUCGUUCUGCACCGUUCCAUCAAUGGCAGCUAGCAAUCAAAAGAACGAGGCGUACCUCUCCGCCGUCAUCCCCAAGCGCAUCACCCUCUUCGAGCAGAUCCAAGCCGAUCAGCUCGAGAAGCUCAAGUCGCUCCCGCACGAUCCGAUCAAGAUUACGUUGCCGGAUGGGAGCGUGAAGGAAGGGAAGAAGUGGGAGACGACUCCGAUGGACAUCGCCGCUCAGAUUUCGAAGGGUUUAGCUAACUCCGCGUUGAUUUCGUCGGUCAACGAUGAGCUUUGGGAUAUGAGUAGGCCGUUGGAAGGUGAUUGUAAGCUUGAGCUGUUUAAGUUUGAUAGUGAUAAAGGGAGGGACACUCUCUGGCACUCGAGUGCUCACAUUCUUGGUCAGGCUAUUGAGCAGGAGUAUGGGUGUAAGCUAUGCAUUGGACCAUGUACAACGAGAGGGGAGGGUUUCUACUAUGAUGCAUGUUAUGAGAAAGACUUGGGGCUGAAUGAUAAUCACUUCCCUAAUAUCGAAGCAGGUGCUGCGAAAGCUGCUAAGGAAGCGCAACCAUUUGAAAGGAUUGAAGUGACAAAAGAUCAGGCAUUGGAGAUGUUUUCUGAAAACAAGUUUAAGAUUGAAAUCAUCAAGGAUUUACCUGCAGACAAGACCAUUACUGUCUAUAGAUGUGGGCCUCUUGUUGAUUUGUGUCGUGGACCGCACAUACCAAACACUUCUUUUGUGAAAGCUUUCAAGUGUUUGAGGGCCUCAUCAGCUUACUGGAGGGGUGACAAAGAGCGUGAGAGUUUGCAGAGAGUUUAUGGGAUAUCUUAUCCAGAUCAGAAACAGCUGAAGAAAUAUCUUCAAUUCCUAGAAGAAGCUAAAAAGUAUGACCACAGACUAUUGGGCCAAAAGCAGGAACUUUUCUUUUGUCAUCAUCUCAGCCCUGGGAGUUGGUUCUUUCUUCCACUCGGCACUCGUGUAUAUAACAAGUUGAUGGAAUUCAUUAAGGAGCAAUACUGGAAAAGGGGUUACACUGAGGUCAUAACCCCAAAUAUGUACAACAUGAAUCUGUGGGAAACUUCUGGACAUGCUGCAAAUUACAAGGAGAAUAUGUUUACUUUUGAUAUUGAGAAGCAGGAGUUCGGACUCAAACCUAUGAAUUGCCCUGGUCACUGCUUGAUGUUCCAACACAGGGUUCGCUCAUACAGAGAGUUGCCUAUUAGACUGGCUGACUUUGGAGUGUUGCACCGUAAUGAGGCAAGUGGAGCCCUUAGUGGGUUGACUCGUGUCCGGCGGUUCCAGCAGGAUGAUGCACACAUAUUCUGUACAGAGGAUCAGGUUACGGAAGAAGUCAAGGCUGUGUUGGAGUUCAUUGACUAUGCUUACAAAAUCUUUGGCUUUACCUAUGAGCUAAAGCUCUCAACGAGGCCAGAAAAGUACCUUGGAGAUUUGGCAACAUGGGAUAAAGCUGAAAAUGAUCUCAAGGUAGCCCUAGAUGCCUUUGGAAAGACAUGGCAGUUGAACGAAGGGGAUGGUGCAUUCUAUGGCCCAAAGAUAGACAUCACUGUCUCUGACGCACUUAAUAGGAAGUUUCAGUGUGCUACUUUACAGCUCGAUUUUCAACUUCCCGAUCGCUUCAAACUGGAGUACUCAGGUGAUGACGAAGCGAAGAGGAAUAGACCUGUGAUGAUACAUAGAGCCGUGUUGGGAUCUGUGGAACGUAUGUUUGCCAUCUUGUUGGAGCACUACAAAGGCAAAUGGCCCUUCUGGUUAAGUCCGCGACAGGCCAUAGUGUGCCCUAUAUCGAAGAAAUCUGAGGAAUAUGCAUUGAAGGUGAAAGAACAAAUUCAUGAAGCUGGGUACUAUGUUGAUGCGGACAUAACAGACAGAAAGAUCGAUAAAAAGGUGCGUGAAGCUCAGCUUGCGCAGUACAACUACAUACUUGUAGUUGGUGAAACCGAAGCUGCUACAGGACAGGUGAGUGUACGGAUAAGAGACAGUGCAGCCCAUUCAGUGAAGAGCAUCGAUGAUUUGCUGGAAGAAUUCAAGACCAAGACUGCCGAGUAUCAAUGAGAUGGGACUCUUAAAAAGUUCAAGCCUGUUCGACCAAAACAAAAAAAGUUCAAGCCUUUAUUUUUUUCUGAUACAUACUGUUUUUGUUUUCAAAUUUUAUUUUGCAAAAGUAGAGUAAGACCAGAUUGAAGUGUUUACUUAUCUUUUGUCAUUAAACCGUAUUCUAAAGUUUCAUAACUUCUCUAGCGA